UGGCACCGGAAGUGAGUUCUAGAUUCGCGGCGUCUGUUCACCUCCACAUGAGCUCAGACCGGCGCAGUUAUCGCACUGAGCGAUAGAGGACAGAUGGUGUGUACCCGAGAUAAGGCAUAACGUUAAAUGUUGUAUUGGUGAUGUGGAGAAUGAGCUGCAGUUGAGAUUCAUCCGGAUGGAUUAUGGCAUCAUGACGGAGGACGCAUUCAGAAGCUCACACGUGUCCAUGAAGGUGGCCGCUUUGCACUUCGUGGACCUGCCACUGUCAGUCUAUUACUCCCUUCCACAGGUGAGUCUGAGCACCGGCACCAAGAAGCUCUUUGCUGCCACUGCCUUUGGCGCAGUCUCCCUCAUCUUCCUCGCACGACGCUUCAGGAGGAGGAAGGGCAAGAAAAAAGCCAGUUCGCCUCUAGAGCAGGAAACGUUUGAGUUCUUCACCACUGUCCCCCUGAAAAAAGAGACUGACUGUCAAAAUCUGCCUCUGACCUCAAAGAACUGCUACUCAUGUAAUGUGGUGUCCAGUGGUGGCCUGUACGGCAAGCUUUCGGGCUCCCUGCAAAGCCUGGCCUCUGUGAGGAGCAGGCACUCUUCAAGUAGCUCCACCUGUGCUAAUGGAUCCAGCUGCUGGGACGGAGCAGGAGAUGAUGCUGAUGUCUGUAAUCUGCUCAACAUUCCCGUUGCCACUCCAGAGAAUCUUUACCUGAUGGGAAUGGAGUUGUUCGAGGAGGCCCUGCGGCGCUGGGAGCAGGCACUAACAUUCCGCAGCAGGCAAGCAGAAGAUGAGGCGAGCUGUGCAUCUGUAAAGCUGGGAGCUGGAGAUGCCAUUGCAGAAGAAAGCAUGGAGGACAUCAUCAGUGCAGAUUUCAUCCGAAAGCUGGAGUCUCUGCUACAGAGAGCCUAUCGGCUCCAGGAGGAGUUUGAGGGAGCGCUGGGAAUGACAGACCCUUCAACACAUCCUAGUAACGACAAGCUCAUGGAUCUCUCAGUGUGUGAGGACUUGGAGGACACAUGUCUCAGAGAUUCAAUCAGCAUCGCCUCGACAGAUUCCUUCGUGUCUGCUGCAGAGUUAUCUGAGCACAGAGAGAUGAGGAGUGCCCAUGCACUCUGUCAUCACCCCUUCUAUGAGGACGCCCUGCAGAUGGCUGAGGAGGGGAAGAUCUCCUGUCGAGUGCUACGAACAGAAAUGCUUGAAUGCCUUGGAGAUACUGACUUUCUGGCGAAGCUGCACUGUAUACGGCAGGCGUGUCAGGUCAUCUUAUGUGAAAGAGCAACUAGAGCAUUUCUGGCUGACACAGGAAAGAGAAUAUUGUCUUCAAUAAUUGUUAAAUCAAGGAAGAGCCCAAAGAGAUUUGAGGAGGUGUUUGAAGAAAUGAUCUGCUUCAUGGAGCAAACAGAUCACUGGGAGAACACAGAAAUGGAGCUUUCCACAAGAGGGGUUAAAUAUCUAAAUUUCUAUGACGUCGUUCUUGACUUUAUCCUUAUGGAUUCAUUUGAGGAUCUUGAGAAUCCACCAGUCUCCAUCCAAAAUGUGGUUAACAAUCGUUGGCUCAACAACUCCUUCAAAGAGACUGCUGUUGCAUCAAGUUGUUGGUCCGUACUGAAGCAGAAGAGACAACAUAUGAAGGUUCAAGACGGCUUCAUUGCACAUUUCUAUGCCGUGUGUGAACACAUAAGUCCUGUCUUGGCCUGGGGAUUUCUAGGUCCAAAAAAUUCCCUGCAUGAUUUCUGCUGCUUCUUCAAGGAGCAGGUGCUGUUCUUUCUGAAGGACAUCUUUGACCUGGAUAAAGUGCGUUACUCUAGUCUAGACACACUGUCUGAAGAUAUCCUGCACCUGCUUCACCGACGCUCUGAGCUGCUUCUGGCCUGCCUGGGAACUGACAUGAUCUGUCACCUAAACGGCUGUAAUGGAACACUUUUGAACCUUGUACCCAGUGCUUUGCUGGAGGCACAGGUUCAGUGAGCUACACUUGUAUGUCACAUCCUCUACAUUUUCAUGGACAUGUGCUUAUUGCUUACAGUUGCUGAGUCCAGUGCACAUCUUCCAAGUAAUUAUUAGUGCCAUGUUUAAAAUGAAGUGGAUAAAAAGGGACAGAUGUUUAUUUUAUAUGCCUUCAAUGUGGUGUUCUAGUAGUUUUAAUUUGACAUUUAAUGAUUUACACAAAUGAGCUGAAUUUAAGGCCCUUGAUGUUUUGAGACUUGAAAGCUUUAAGUAUUUUGAUAAAGGAUGUUAUCCAUUUGUCUUCCUGUAGGUCACUUUAUAGAAACUAAUAUUAAACACUGGCAAUGAAUUUAUUUUAGACAUUCUCAGUGAUGCUAUGAGAAGUACACAGCAGGUGAAUGUUGUGAAUAUAAGCCUUACAAAUAGUACAUGUAUUGUGACGAAGUUUUGUACCGUAAAACACGAGUUAAAGCUGCUUGUUUUAGUUCACGAUUUACAUGUUAAGCCAGUAUGUGUUAUUGUAUAAAGAAACUGAAAUAAAAACCUCAGUCAUUUGUAA
Molecule: messenger RNA, 2498 nt
Organism: Megalobrama amblycephala (Wuchang bream)
Lineage: Eukaryota; Metazoa; Chordata; Actinopteri; Cypriniformes; Xenocyprididae
Gene: miga1
Product: mitoguardin 1
Exons: 16
Coding region: 176-1960 (594 amino acids)
Biological process (GO): mitochondrial fusion
Source: RefSeq, a predicted model, not a curated record